Messenger RNA from Phacochoerus africanus (Common warthog), 763 nucleotides. RefSeq names its product cortistatin (gene CORT). Gene Ontology annotation, molecular function: neuropeptide hormone activity. Gene Ontology annotation, cellular component: extracellular region. The coding region runs from base 328 to 699 and encodes 123 amino acids. The record is from RefSeq and is a predicted model, not a curated record. The transcript is spliced from 2 exons. Lineage: Eukaryota; Metazoa; Chordata; Mammalia; Artiodactyla; Suidae. Gene Ontology annotation, biological process: regulation of cell migration.
UUUGUUCUCAUGCCAAAGGCUUAAUUAUGAGGAGGGAGAAUGUCUUCAGAGGCACGUGCACAUGCAUUCCAAAGAAGGAGCAAAUGCACGCUAAACAGGAAAAGAUCUGAGGCUUUAAUGAAGGGUUAACUCCAAUCCAAAGGCACUUUUGUGGGAGCUGAUUGCUCAGGCUUCUACGUGAGGGCUUUAGACAGGCAGAGAUACAAAAAAAAAACAGCUGCAGGUUGAGUUUCAAAUGCUACCACCACCCCCCGCUCCCCCCACCACCGCAGUCUCCAAGAAGAGACCCAAGUCCACAGACCUCUGAUUUGGGGGCUGUCAAACAGGAUGAGCAGCUGCAGAGCUGGAGGGCAGUGCCAGUCAGCCCGCAGGAUGCUGUCGCCCCUCUGCCUGCUGCUCCUGCUGCUGCUACCACCCUUGGGGGCCACCACUGCCCUCCCUCUGGAGGGUGGCCUCACCAGCCACGACAGCGACAGCGGGCAUAUGCAGGAAGUGGCAGAAAUAAAGAAAAAUAGCCUGUUGACUUUCCUGGCGUGGUGGCAUGAAUGGAUGUCCCAGGCCAGGGAGGUGCCCUUCGUGGGAGGGGAGACCAGGGAAAUGCCCAAGAAGCAGGAAGGGCUGCCCCGCCAACAGGCCUCGCGCGGAGAUAGAACGCCCUGCGGGAAUUUCUUCUGGAAGACCUUCUCCUCCUUCAAGUAAAACUCCACCCGUGGUCUCUGGCGCAAAGUGUCAUGAUGGAUCUGAAUAAAAGGCAUUAAACAGC